Messenger RNA from Serendipita indica DSM 11827, 1626 nucleotides. Lineage: Eukaryota; Fungi; Basidiomycota; Agaricomycetes; Sebacinales; Serendipitaceae. The record is from the annotation of a GenBank genome assembly.
AUGCUGACGCCUGGCAAGCCCAAAGCACCAGGAACUCCCGUUCUUCACGUGGCGCGGCCAAGCGCAGAAGAGAUUCUACGCACGACAGCUCAGCUUGCUGAAGCAGAUUUUGAGCGCCGUGUUCUCGAGAUGAUGCUCGGUGAGCUCAAAGAUCGCCUCGCCGCAGUUCAAGAUGGCCUGGAAGCUAAGAAGCGGCAAAUCAUCGACUUCAAUUCACGCCUUGCACCUAUUCGGAGACUACCUCUUGAGAUCCUGUCGAUGAUAGCCUGCCUGCAUGUGCGCGCCAACCAACAGUCGGUGUGGGUGCUGAUGCAGACCAGUCGCGUAUGGCGAGCGGCUGCUUUACUGGCCGGGGAUACAUGGAACUAUAUCAUCAUUUGCUCUCCUCAUUUGAUUUUGGCCAACAAGGAACAGCCCGGAGUCGUAUGCAAUUCAGUGGAGCGACUGAAAUGCGCACUCAAUCGUAUAGGGUCAGCACCACUGGAUAUAGAAGUAAAAUUCGGAUCAAGGCCAAGGCAGCUUUGGUUUAGGUGUGGUCCUAGUGACGAAGCGCAGGUUUUGGCGCUCGUAGAGUUGGUGCCACCAUCUGCGCAUAUCCGCCACCUUAAGCUAAAAGAUAAUAUCUAUAAUACUUCUCUGACCAACCUUUUGCAGAUUCUCCAGUCGUGGGAUCUCUGCCGCCUCGAGCAUCUGGACACUCAAAGCCAAGAUCUGAUCGAGGUGGCAUUGAAGAAGAGUGCAAAAAUUCAGAGGAUAGGGAUUCCUCCUCGUCUCCUCAGGCAGGUCGAAGCCCCUCGGCUCAUGCGCCAUCUCGAAGUCUGGGACCAUCCCACAGAAACCCUAGACUCAAGCGAUCUUGCCCACUUUACGAACUUGAUCUCACUUCGAAUUGGCUCAGGAAUCUCAACGCACACUACGACCACUAUCAUCACUAUGCCACACCUGCGGCGUCUCACCUUGUGUGGAUAUGGUCAGUUAUGGCCCAUUACGUGUCUAAACAUUACCUAUCUGGAUCUUGAUCCACCUAUAUUUAGCCAUAUGCAUACUGGCGAUACCAUCCACCUGCCUCGGCUGAAGGAGUUUGUCUAUCGCCGCCGAGCCUUUUCGGAAACACCUUUUCUACAAUAUUUCAGCGCACCACAUCUAGAAGUUCUGGAUGCUACAGAUGAGGGAGCGAAUCAGCACACGGUUAUCCGAGCAAUGAACAUAAUCUGGCCUCAAAUUGAAUCCAGAGGCACAACUGCGGUCCAUCUGGACCCCCCGGUAUUGAAAAUACACCACGUCUCCGUCAAUGUCAAGUUGCUGAGCCGUGUGUUAUACCGGUUGACGCGCUGCGUCGAGCUGCAUCUCCUCCAGAUGCGCGUUUCAGCCGACAUUUUCGAGCUUAUCUGUCCUACUACGCAGAACUCGAAGAAGAAGAGCGUAUGUCUUCCAGCCCUCAAGGUUCUGGUGAUUGAUCAAUUCCGACGAAAGGGGCGCGCUUUCGCAAAUGAGGCCACAUACCUCGAUGCCGCGACACGCUUCUUGCAACGGAGAAAGACGAUUUACCAUCCAUUACAACGCCUUUCGAUUAUUUACCAAGGUACAGAAACGAAUCUCAGGGGCGAUACAAUUAACGAACUCUAA